Messenger RNA from Drosophila obscura, 576 nucleotides. RefSeq names its product mitochondrial import inner membrane translocase subunit Tim8-like. The record is from RefSeq and is a predicted model, not a curated record. NCBI's taxonomy places the organism in Eukaryota, Metazoa, Arthropoda, Insecta, Diptera, Drosophilidae. The transcript has a single exon. Bases 152 to 430 code for a protein of 92 amino acids.
AUAGUCUGACAAAACUGAUUCGCUUUCGGCUUACUACUGACAUUUCACGGAAUUUAAAUAAAUCCACAAACAAAUCUAACAAAAAUUGAAGUUUUCGUUUCGAAGUUCGGCAUUUCGUUCACUUAAAGUACGAACAGUUUUUUCGCCAAAGAUGUCCGACUAUGGGAACGUGUCUGGCACCGGCAGCGAUAAGGAGCUGCAGGAUUUCCUGGAGCUUGAGAAACAGAAGGCCCAGGUGAAUGCACAGCUGCACGAGUUCAAUGAGAUCUGCUGGGAGAAGUGCAUCAUGGGAAAGCCCAGCACCAAGCUGGACCAGGCCACAGAGCGGUGCCUGAGCAACUGCGUGGACCGCUUCAUCGACACAUCGGUGCUGAUCACAAAGCGAUUCGCUGAAAUUCUCAACAAGCGCAGUGGGUUAGACAGUGACUAAGAUGUCAGCCGGUCCGUGGAUAACACAUAACACAAUGUCCCGGUUGCAAAGGAGAGGAAGGAAGGAAGGAGGAGACGGGCCAGGCAACACAGCUUCAGUUUACUGCAUAAAUAAAUCCGUAUUUUUUGGCCUUAAGCCAUUCUGAA